CAACCAAAUAAACUCACGCAGUAAAACUUUCUUAAUGGCAGCUUGUGAACAGGGCAGCACAAGUCUCAUAGCCUUCUUGAUAGAAUCUGGAGCCAAUAUGGACAUGAGUGACGAAAAAGGUCGCACAGCUUUACAUUAUGCUGUGAAAAGCCGUAAAAUUGAUGCAGUGGCCUCCUUAGUUUCCAGGGGAGCAAAUGUUAAUAAGCAGAACUCAGACGGCAACACACCUCUACAUUGGGCUGUGAGGAAGAACUAUAAAGAUGUAGUCAAAGUCCUGUUAAGUAGCAAAGGAAAUAACAUUUUACAGGUCACUCAGCGAAAUAAUAAAGGUUGGACACCUCUACAUCUUGCCUCACUUUAUGGACACACAGACACAGCUAAACUUCUCCUACAACAAGAUGGCACUGAUGUGAGGGUGGUGGACAACGAUGGUUGCACACCUCUACAUCAUGCCUCGUAUAAUGGACACACAGACACAGCUAAACUUCUCCUACAACAAGAUGGCACUGAUGUGAGGGUGGUGGACAACGAUGGUUGGACACCUCUACAUCUUGCCUGUCAGAAUGGACACACAGACACAGCUAAACUUCUCCUACAACAAGAUGGCACUGAUGUGAGGGUGGUGGACAACUAUGGUUGUACACCUCUCCAUCAUGCCUGUCGGAAUGGACACACAGACACAGCUAAACUUCUACAACAAGAUGGCACUGAUGUGAGGGUGGUGGACAACGCUGGUUGGACACCUCUACAUCGUGCCUCGUAUAAUGGACACACAGACACAGCUAAACUCCUCCUACAACAAAAUGGCACUGAUGUGAGGGUGGUGGACAACGAUGGUUGGACACCUCUACAUCGUGCCUCGUAUAAUGGACACACAGACACACUAAACUUCUCCUACAACAAAAUGGCAUCGAUGCCAAUAAAGCGGACAAUGAUGGUGACACUCCUCUCCAUCUGGCAGUUCAAGGGUAAGCAACACUAUGGUAUGGUAUCUUUGAUGCUGGCCCAGGAUUCAGUGAAACUGGAUAUCGAGAAUCAUAAGAAAAUGACACCAUUGAUGGAAGCCGUGUUCAGGGCCCACCUCGGAAUAAUCCAUAAACUUAUUAUAAAUGGUGCAAACAUAAAUGCUGUCAACAAUGAUGGCAAUAAUUGUUUGCACCUCUCAAUAAUAAAAAAAGAGAUGUUCCAUUCUGAGGUGGAACCCAUUCCCAUUUUAGACGAGUGCUGCAGAGAGCUCCAACUGGACAUGGAUAGGAGGCUCUCUGGAAUAGUAGUUUUGAGUUACCUUGCCAGCCAAGGAGCCAGCUUAUACCAUCAUAAUAAUAAGAAAAUGACCCCAUUGGACUACAUAGAAAAUCAACAUUUGAAAGAAAAAUUAAAAACAUUUUUACAAUCACUGUGUCGGUGGUGUCAAGAGAAAAAGGCUACUGUCACACUCCAUCCAUGUCAACAUACCGUUACUUGUCAGAAUUGCUGUUCUCAAAUGACAUUUAAGCAAUGCCCCAUAUGUCGACAACACAUACUCCGGAAAAGUGGAUUUGUGUGUCCAAAGUCUGAAGAAGAAGCAGCAAAGGCAGUUGCAGAGUCUGUUGUGUUUCCAAAGUCUGAAGAGAAAGCAGCCCAGGCGGUUGUAGAAUCUGUUGUGUGUCCAAAGUCUGAAGAGAAAGCAGUCCAGGCGGGUGUAGAGUCUGUUGAGAGUUUAAAUUUGGAGGAAAACCGCUUCCAUAGCACAUCGAAGAAAGUGGCAGUUAAGCAACAGCAAGUUGAAACUCCAAAGUUAGAGGAGAAGUGUCUCCAAGAUGUUGCAAAACUGUUAGGAGCCAACUGGCAGCAAGUUGGCAGGAAUUUAGGAAUCAGAAAUGUCCAACUGGGGAUUAUCAAGCAUGACAAUCCUUUAAACACUAAAGAGCAGAGCUUCCAGAUGCUGCACACAUGGUACACAAGUUGUGAUCCAGAGAUGCGAACACUCAAAACACUCAGAAAAGCUCUUGAGGAAGCUGAAUGCUUUGAGGCACUUCAAUGUCUACCAUCAGAAGAAAAGUGAACUUGUGUGUAAAUGCUGCAAUUGUUUAGUCCAAGGUCAACCUUGACUAAACAGAGACUCAUGAUCAAAUGCCUUCCAGCCAGGACCCUCCUGACUUUAUCCUUAGUGUAGGGAACCCAGAAUCACAUUGUCCAAUGUGAUAAUUGAAUUGAGCAGGAUUUGGCUACUAAUUCUAGCAAAUCUAUCAACAACAUAAGAGACUCCCUUCCUGAAUUGUUUCUUUUCUUCUCAGAA
Messenger RNA from Octopus sinensis (East Asian common octopus), 2278 nucleotides. RefSeq names its product ankyrin repeat, PH and SEC7 domain containing protein secG-like. The record is from RefSeq and is a predicted model, not a curated record. Gene Ontology annotation, biological process: signal transduction. The coding region runs from base 35 to 2044 and encodes 669 amino acids. The transcript has 14 exons. Gene Ontology annotation, cellular component: cytoplasm; nucleus. Lineage: Eukaryota; Metazoa; Mollusca; Cephalopoda; Octopoda; Octopodidae. Gene Ontology annotation, molecular function: protein binding.